Phlebotomus papatasi is the source of this 1080-nucleotide messenger RNA. RefSeq lists its product as uncharacterized. The coding region runs from base 600 to 926 and encodes 108 amino acids. The record is from RefSeq and is a predicted model, not a curated record. The transcript has a single exon. Lineage: Eukaryota; Metazoa; Arthropoda; Insecta; Diptera; Psychodidae.
CGAUUCUGUUUUCGACAAAACCUGUAAGAUUGAUGUAAUUGAUGUUUUCUUUUCUUUUUGAUCAUGUACAUACGGUACACGUGAAAAAAAAUCCAAUGGGAAUGGAGGGAUAUCCCAGAGAGCAUAGCUCAAUUUCACAGAUAUUUUCGCGUGCUGAUGAAGAAUGUUUUGGUGGAGAUUUAAUCGAUGUUGUGGGCGCUCUUGCAAUUCUCAUUGGAGGCUCUAAGUGAGUGUCCCACUCAAAAUGAGCAUAACGGGAAUGCUGUGGAUGUUGAAGAUUCACGGCACAAGAGGAGGGAAUGUGUGUAUGCACGAAAAGCGUAUAUGGGAAGCCGAAGAAUGGUUUGUGGUGGAGAGAGAAGAUCCAAGAAAUUCAACAGGCAAGCAAACUCGCAAUUUCAUUUCACGUUCUACGUUCAAUGGUGAUGGAAGGUUGGAUGUGACUAGAAAGAACUGGUUAUCUCAGAGUGAUCGCGAGGAAUAGAGCUAUGGACACGUGAAAGUGAUCUCCUCCUCCACAGAAUAAACUGUUUAAUUGCAUAACUGGGAAAAAGUGUUUCUAACCGGACAUUGUCUCAGAUUACAAAAUAAAGCUAGAAAUGAGUACACUGAAAAGAGUGAUAUGUUUCCUGGUGAUAGUGAUGCUCCUUGCUGUGCUGUGUGAUGGCAGGAAGUCCAUGAGUCGUCGGACAAGGAAACGAUACAAGGAGUAUCAAUUGCGUGAGACAACACCACCGAAUUUUGUGAGACUUGUCAUAAUGAGGCUGAUAUAUGGCAUUGCCUCAUCAUUUGGCAUGGAGGAGCGCCUAUCUGGAUUCCUGGGCGGAAUCUUUGUUCCACCUGGAGCUGAGGAUGAUGACUAUGGGGAUUUUGGCGGUUUUGGGGACUUUGAUGAGGACGGUGGAGGAUUUCUCGAUAUACUGUGAAGACAGAAGCUGCUGACUGUGACAUGAUAUCCCAUCAAUCACCCUAGAUUUAUCCACGAAUCAACCACACUCUUCAUUGUUAAUCUAUUCUGUGUAACAAAAGCAAUAAUGUUCUCUGUUGAGGUACAUCGUAUAUUAGAGAUUUAUUUUGUAU